Molecule: messenger RNA, 549 nt
Organism: Alnus glutinosa
Lineage: Eukaryota; Viridiplantae; Streptophyta; Magnoliopsida; Fagales; Betulaceae
Product: FBD-associated F-box protein At5g22730-like
Exons: 1
Coding region: 1-549 (182 amino acids)
Molecular function (GO): protein binding
Source: RefSeq, a predicted model, not a curated record
AUGGAGCACAAAAUCGACCGACUUUAUGGAUUGCCGGAACUCGUUCUGGAGCGUAUUCUAUCGUUCAUCCCCUUGAAAAAAAUUCUUCAACUCACUACAUUGUCAAAGAGAUGGCAAAACGUCUGGUUUUUAUUCCCUAUUCUGGAAAUUAAUGAAGAUGUGGUUCGGUCAGAGGAUUUCAAUUCUUUUGUGGAGAAGAGUCUACUGAGUUGCUACAGGCAAAAGCUAAGCUUGGACAAAUUUGAGCUUAUAAUGAACAUUGAUGAAUCGUACCACACUCUCAUGAACCGUUGGAUCGGGGAUGCAAUUGAAAUCAAUGUCAAAGAGUUGAAUCUCUACAUCCAUUUGUAUCCACACAAAUACUAUCUGCAGGUGCCAGAUAGUGUUGUGGCUGCAAAAUCAAUAACUGAGUUGAGGUUGUGGGGGUGCAAAUUCGAGCCAUUUCACAGAGACAUUGACUUGCCCUGCUUGAAAAGCUUGGUUCUGGUUGAAGCUUUGAUGGACGACCAAAUCCUCCAAACUCUAAUUGCUGGCUGUGCCCUGUUGUAG